CAGAGCAUAAAACUUGGGCUCACUUUUGAGAGCAAUGAAGCCAGAGAAAGCGUAAGUUAGAAAAAUUGACAUGGCAAGCUCUUCCUCCUCCUCGUCCAGGUUGAAAGCAGAGGAUGACACACCAAACGAACAAGUGUUCAUUAACUUCCGCGGAGUUGAACUUCGCUACAACUUCGUCAGCCAUCUGGACAAGAGCUUAAAAAGGAAUGCGAUCAAUGCCUUCAUAGACACAGAUGAAGAGAUGGGCCAAAAUUUGGAUGUUCUGCUCACAAGAAUCGAAGGGUCGAGGAUCGCGCUAGCGAUAUUCUCCCCGAGGUACACCGAGUCAGAUUGGUGUUUGAAGGAGCUAGCCAAGAUGAAGGAAAGAAUGGAGCAGAGGAAACUCGUGGUGAUUCCAAUCUUCUACAAGGUGGAGCCUGCCACUGUUAAAGAACUCAAGGGAGAGUUCGGCGAUAAGUUCAGGGAGCUGGCCAGGUUUAUUGACAAGAAGACCAAGAAAAAAUGGAAGGAGGCUUUGAAAUCUGUUCCUCUCUUAACGGGAUUCGUGUUGAACGACAAAAGCGAUGAAGACGAAAUCAUCGUGAAAGUCGUCAAGGCGGUUAAAAAAGUGUUAUAUAGAAUUUCACAGGCUUCACCACCUCAUCCUAAUCCACCAGAAUGUAUUAAUGGAAUGUCUCUCCAGAGACACCACAAGAGUCAUGAAAGCUCUUGGGGAAUCAAGCACCGACUCAAGCAGCUAGAAGAAAAGUUAAUCUUUGGAUUCGAGGAGACAACUCGUAUCAUUGGUGUUGUUGGGAUGCCUGGCAUAGGCAAAACCACUCUCGCUAGGAAUCUAUACGAGAAGCUGAACAACGGAUUCUUGAGCCACGUGUUAGUCCCAGAUAUCCAUGAGUUUUCAAAGGAAUACGGAUUGAAUUAUCUGACCAAAAUACUCUUGGAAGAUUUAUUGACUGACAAAGCUCCCAACACUGAGACCGUCCAUGAAGCUUACAAAGAUCAACUACUCAAAACCAAAGUCUUUGUUGUUCUAGACAGUGUUAGUAGCAAGGAACAAAUCAAUGCUCUUCUCGGAAAACGAGACUGGAUUAAACGGGGAAGCAAGAUUGUCAUUGCAACAAGCGAUAAGUCGUUGAUACAAAGUUUGGUCGAUGAUAUUUACGAGGUCCCUAGGUUAAGCGACAGAGACGCCUUAAACCACUUUAUCCAUUAUGCGUUUGAUGAUCAAGAAGGAGAUCAUGCUCUCGGGAUAGGAAAGUUCUUGAAGCUCUCGAAAGAUUUCGUGCAUUAUACAAAAGGAAAUCCACUAGCUCUCAAGAUAUUGGGCGCAGAGCUUUUGGGGAAAGACGAGACUCACUGGGACUUAAAGCUAGCUGCAUUGACUCAGCACCAUAAAAGCCCUCCAGGACAGACCACAAGCAAGAUGCUUCACAAUGUUUGGAAAGGGAGCUACGAUGGAUUGAGUCAACAACAAAAAGAUACGCUUCUUGACAUAGCGUGCUUCAAGUCGCUAGAUGAGAAUUAUGUAAGGAGUUUACUCGAUCCAGAUGGCCUUAAUAAGAAUGAAAUAGAAGAUUUAGUGAACAAGUUCAUGAUUAAUAUUUAUGCCGGGAAAGUAGAGAUGCAUGAUACAUUGUAUAUGCUCUCCAAGGACCUUGGUCGAGAAGCUACUGCUACAGAUGGAAAGGGACGGCAUAGGUUGUGGCACCACCACACAAUUACUGAUGUGCUAGGAAAAAACAAGGGAGCUUCUCAUGUCAGAUCUAUUUGUCUUGACUUGUCCGAUAUAACAAGAAAAAUGAGUUUCCACAGCCAUUCUUUUGCCAAGAUGAACGAUCUAAGAUAUCUCAAAAUCUACAGCUCUCAUUGUCCUCAAGAAUGUGAUAGUGACAUUAAAUUAAACUUCCCUGAAGGACUCCAAAUACCAUUGAAUGAGGUGCGAUGUCUCCACUGGUUGAAAUUUCCAUUGAAAGAAGUUCCACAAGAUUUCAAUCCAAAGAAUUUGGUUGACCUUAAGCUUCCUUACAGCAACAUUGAACGAGUUUGGGAGGGUAACAAGGAUGCAUCAAAACUAAAAUGGGUCAGUUUGAACCACUCAAAGAAGCUGAGCACUUUGUCAGGGUUAGGAAAAGCUCAAAAUAUUCAAGAGUUAAACCUAGAAAGCUGCACGGCGUUGAAAAUGUUGCAUGUGGAUAUAGAAAACAUGAAGUGUCUUGUUUUCUUGAACCUGAGAGGAUGCACAAGUCUUGAAUCUCUUCCAAAGAUAAAAGUGAACUCUUUGAAAACUCUCAUCCUCAGCGACUGCUCAAAUUUUAAAACCUUUCAGGUUAUUUCAGAGCAGCUAGAAGCUCUAUACUUGGAUGGCACAGCAGUGAAAGAGCUUCCUUGUGAUAUACGGAUCCUCCAAAGACUUGUCUUAUUGAACAUGAAAGGCUGCAAGAAGCUGAAGAGGCUCCCUGAUUGUUUUGGUGAGCUGAAAGCUCUUGAAGAACUUAUACUUUCUGGUUGUUCAAAGCUCAAAGAAUUUCCAGAAAGUGGAGGAAUUAUGAGCAGCUUAGAGAUUCUGCUUUUGGAUGAGACAGCCAUAGAAGAGAUACCAAGAAUAUUUUCGGUGCGGCGUUUAUGCUUAAGCAGGAAUGAAAAGAUCACCCGCCUUCCCAUUCUGAUCAAUCAAUUUUCUCGACUGCAAUGGCUUGAUAUGAAGUAUUGUAAGAAUCUUACACAUGUUCCUGAGCUUCCACCAAAACUUCAGUGUUUAGAUGUGCGUGGUUGUAGCUCACUGAAAACAAUUUCGAAACCUCUGGUAUGUUCUGUGCCGACGGAGCAGAUCCAUUCCAAGUUUAUAUUCACUGAUUGCAAUGAAUUGGAACAAGCUGCAAAGGAGGAAAUUCUAGUCUAUGCUAAACAGAAGUGUCACUUGCUAUCAAGUGCGCUUAAACGCUGCAAUGAGGUCUGUGUUCCUGAGAUUUUGUUUGACACUAGCUUUCCUGGAUGUGAAAUGCCUUCAUGGUUUCCUCAUGAUGCAGUUGGAUCGCUGGUGGAGUUUGAAUUACCUCCACACUGGAAUCACAAUAGGCUUUCUGGAAUACUCCUAUGUGUUGUUGUCUCAUUCCAUAACUGUCAAAAUCAUGCCAGCUUGGCAGUCAAAUUCACCGGAGAGGGCUCUUGCACCAACAUUACUUGGAAGAUUGGAAAUUUGAUUGUACGAGACAAUGAAGUAAACAAGAUUGAGUCAGACCAUGUCUUUAUUGGCUACACUAACUGUCUAGACUUCAUAAACCUUCUUCAAGGACAGGGCCCGCGUAAAUGUGCUCCGACCAAGGCAUCCCUUGAGUUUAGUGUGACAACUGGUACUGGUACUGGAGGGGAAGCUAGGUUUGAAGUUUUGAAAUCCGGUUUCAGUUUUGUGUUUGAACCUGAAGAGAUCAAAGUUCCAUUACCAAGGAAUGAAGAAGUCAAAGGUGGAACUAAAACUAACAGAACCCCAAGUGCUAAUGGUUGUUUCAAGGAUCAACCAAAUGGAUACAAAUUUCCAAUGGGCCAGUGUCAGUCUUACAUCGAAAGUUCUGGUAGAAACAUCACAUGUGAAGCACAUUCUUCCUGAACAACUGGUUUUGAUUUCACUGUCUCUGUAUUAGACCAAAAAGAUCUUGCAGAUUAUCUCUGUUUUCAAACUAUUUAUUCAUUGAACUCUUUGUAUUGGCAUUUUCAUUUUGCAAUGUUCUCUCUGUGUUCAUCGUGA
Molecule: messenger RNA, 3739 nt
Organism: Eutrema salsugineum
Lineage: Eukaryota; Viridiplantae; Streptophyta; Magnoliopsida; Brassicales; Brassicaceae
Product: disease resistance-like protein CSA1
Exons: 5
Coding region: 71-3601 (1176 amino acids)
Biological process (GO): signal transduction; defense response
Molecular function (GO): ADP binding
Source: RefSeq, a predicted model, not a curated record